UAGCUGCACGCACAAGGUGAAGCAACCGCGAAAGGGCAAAUUCGAGCCAUAUAAAACGGGACACAUCUUACCUUAGUGUAUUCUGCAAACAGCUGAACGAAGAGCGCCUGCUUUGUACAAUAUCAUAGGAUAAUAUGUAUACUAUAACGACAUUUCUCCUGUCAUUAAUAGUAGGAUUAGCAUCAUGUGGUCGGCUUGAACCUCAAUAUCUACCGCCGCGGCCGGGCUUCGGCGGUGGUGGAAGUGGCGGAGCUGGCGGAGCGGGAGGCUCGGGGUCUGGUAGCGGAGGUGGGCCCUUCGGCGGAGGCUCUGGCGGGGGUAACGCUGGCCUGGGCGGUCUGGGUGGCAGCGGGUUCGGCGGCGGUAGCAGCUUUGGCGGAGGCAGUGGCUUCGGCGGUAGCGGGGGCGGAAGCGGUUCCGGCGCAAACAUACCCAUAUUAAAGUACGAGAAUGAAAACAACGGAGACGGCACUUACCGGUUCAGCUACGAAACUGGCAAUGGUAUCCAAGCUCAGGAAAGCGGCGCUCCUCGAGCCCAAGGACCAGAAGGUCCUGCCGUCACUGCAGAAGGUGCCUUCUCUUACCGCACACCGGAGGGCCAACAAAUCUCCCUCACAUACACCGCUGAUGAAACCGGCUUCCAUCCUGUAGGUGAUCACCUUCCCACUCCUCCACCCAUUCCUGAAGCUAUCCUCCAAUCCAUCGAGUUCAACAGACGCAAUCCAUCCUCUGAAGGAUCAUACAACGGCGGAGGCGGAGGUUCUGGCGGAUUCGGUGGAUCUGGCAGCGGAUCCGGUAGCGGCGCGUAUGGUGGAUCAGGGUCCGGCAGCGGGAGCGGCGGUUUCAAAGGCAACGGCGGCGGUUUUGGUUCCGGCGGCGGUGGUUUCGGCGCCGGCGGUAGUGGCGGUGCCGGUGGUUUUGGUGCCGGUGGUGGGGGCGGUUCCGGCGGUUUCGGUUCUGGAUCCGGUGCGGGCGGUGCCGGUGGCGGUUAUCACUACUGAUCUCGCACGGACACACGUUCCACUAAGAAAGAUCACUGAAUCGUUAUAUCAAAUGUUUUGGGCAUUUGUGUAGUAGCUUUUAAAUGUUAUUGUUAUAUUGGAAAACUUAACGAGCUUUUUCGACUUCUUGACUUAAUCGUCUUAUUUAAUUUUCUUACUCAACUUUGACGAUCACAAUGGCAUAUUUUUAGCGUGCCAAAUUAUUAUUUUGUUCUAUUCAUUGUUUGUUUGUUUUAUGUUAAUCGUUUAAAAUAAGCGUGUUCUGAAAGUUGGAACCUCAAAUGGCUAGUAAAUUUAUACUUAUUCUAAUGAUUAAGAGAAUUCACUGAGAUGUUAGGUUUUAAUGAGCGACCCUUGCGUGCAAUUUCGAUUCAGUAUAAUUUUCUUAGUAGAAUAAAGCUACGGACCAACCGUUCUUACGGCCUCAUUAUAAAUGUUUAGCUUUAUUUUAUGCUUAUUUAAGUUACUCAUAAAUACUUACUACUUCGCGUUUAUUAUGAAUAGAUAAUUCUUGAAUUGCUUUUAAAUUACCUUCCAUCUAGGACUGUGAUACCAGAACUCCCCGAAUCCUAAGUUAUUUAAAUAUGUAAUGUAUCAUAGGUACUAUGUAAAUACCUAAGCACGUAUAAUAAAUGAAUGAUUGUGA
Zerene cesonia (dogface butterfly) is the source of this 1647-nucleotide messenger RNA. It is a transcript of the gene CPR9, whose product is annotated as pupal cuticle protein 20-like. The transcript has 4 exons. Gene Ontology annotation, cellular component: chitin-based extracellular matrix. Gene Ontology annotation, molecular function: structural constituent of chitin-based larval cuticle. The coding region runs from base 135 to 1001 and encodes 288 amino acids. The record is from RefSeq and is a predicted model, not a curated record. NCBI's taxonomy places the organism in Eukaryota, Metazoa, Arthropoda, Insecta, Lepidoptera, Pieridae.